ACUGGGUUAUUUAAGAAUAAUUUGUUUUGUUCAACUAGUAUUUUUUAUUCAGAUUUUGCCAACCAAUCAUUUACGUGGAUAAUCAGAAAUGACUUGUAGAUACACAAGAUGUUCAGGGUGCUUCAAUCGAAUGAAUUUUGGACUUUUGUUUAUUCGGAAUUUCGGAUACCGCAGCAGACUAUGCAGUCGAGUUGUCGGAGUGCUGCUGCAGGUUACAGAUUGCAGAGGACAUGCAAAAUUAACGAAGUAAACAUAUAGUAUAUAUACUUAAGAUAAAUCGUGAUGGGCUGUCGAUUCAAAACCUGUCAAAACCCAAGUUGACGCUGCUCGUGGAUUUCUCUUUUAAAAAUAGAAUGUUACAUUGUCGAGAUGAAUUCGAAGUGAGAAAGAAGAUAAAUUUUUUUGUGAAAUCUCGUUCAAAGGAAUUGACAAGAAGCUGUGAGGUUAGACCUUUGGAAUAAUGGAAGGGGAGUCGAGGAUUUACUUCUCCCUCAAAGUAAUAUUAGCUCUAGGAUUUGGAAUUUUACAUCGCUGGCAUGUGUCAACGUUGUUUGAAAAUGAAAGACACUUUUCUCAUUUGUCGGAGCUUGAGAGGGAAAUGUCGUUUAGAACAGAAAUGGGGAUGUAUUAUUCAUAUUUCAAAACAAUAGUUGAAUCUCGAACUUUUUACGAGGGGAUGCAAAAAGUGCACCACGACAAUCUAUCGGAAUAUCCAAACGUCAUCAAUGCCGAAAGUAAAUAUAGUCUUGGACCAGAAGUGAACAUUGGUAUGUUUUAUCAUAUUAUGAAAUUUUUCGGUCUUCUGCCAAAGCCACAAUGUUGGCAGAUUGAAAGAGGCCAUGGCUUGGCACCAAUAACCAGCUGUGAGGGUAUAGGAGUGCCAGUGUAUUUUUACUUGGAAUUCGUAUGGCUGUGCGCGCUAGUCACUGGAUACACAAUAUUUCUUUUUGGGGCCAAUCUGAGUGGAUCCGUCAUCGGAGGCCUAAUAGCUGUAGCUUCGUUUUUUUUCAAUCACACAGAAUGUACCAGAGUACAGUGGACACCACCUUUGAGAGAGAGCUUUGCUUAUCCUGCUCUGCUCUUACAGAUGUUCUUGCUGUCGGAAAUUUUGAAAAAGAAGAAAAAACCGGAAACCACCUCGACAUACGUUGACUUGACAGUAUUAUCGGGUUUCUGUCUGCAAAGCUGGCAGUUCUCUCAAUUUGUAUUUGUGACCCAGACAAUAGCAAUGUUGAUUCUCAAAUGGCUGCGAAUAAUCGACGUCAGCAUGUACAGAUUUUUUAUAACGAUUCACUUGCUCGCAGUUGGCUUGGUGUUCGCUGUAACGGGCAACUCCUUCCUCAUGAAUUCGAUACACUUGGCGUUGCUCAUCGUAAGCUGUUUCACAUCGGAACUCAGUCACUUUUUAUCAUCCCGCCAUUAUGAUCCUAAAACAAUGACGUUAUUGGAAAUCGCGUGCACUCUUGUCUUCAGCAAACUAUUCAAGAUCGCGUUAUCGUCCAACUCCGAUGACGAGCACAUUUUCAACAUCUUGCGCUCAAAAAUAUCAUCUUACAAGGAUUUUCACACGCUUUUGUACACAUGCGCUCCUGAAUUCGAUUUUUUAAAGUACGAGAAUUACGAAGCAAUCGUGAAAACUUUCCUGCUGCCAACUGCCAUUCUCGCGGGUUUUCUGAUUCUGUACUACUGGUACAGGAACUUGAGGUCACAGGGCUUUCCAGGAUGCAUCGAACCACAUGUUGCCUACAACAUGCUGCAAAUGGGAGCUUUUGUCAUUAUGGCGGUGUUUGUCAUGCGGUUGAAGCUAUUUAUGACGCCCCAUUUGUGUAUCCUCGCUGGACAAGUUUCUAGCAAACGAUACCUCGAAAAGUUGGGGAUCAAGAAGAAAACAACGCAAGGUGCUCUGAUCGCGCUUAUACUCGCCUUGAUGUCUUAUCAUGGAUUCCAGCGUGUGCUUAAGGAGCGAGAUUUCGUCGGAGAAUACAGUAAUGUGGAUCAAGAGGAAGUACUCGAGUGGAUACAGACGUCAACGCCAAAAACAGCAUCUUUUGCUGGUCAAAUGUCUCUAAUGGCAAAUAUCAUGUUAUCAACAAAGAGGCCAGUUGUUAACAAUCCUUAUUACGAAAGUAAAGAGAUGCACGAAAAAACGAUGAAGGUUUAUGAAAUAUUCAGCAGGAAAUCCGUAGCUGAGGUUCACGAAACAUUAAUGAAAUUACAUGUGGACUAUCUUGUCAUUGAAGAAGGCCUAUGCUAUGGAUAUGGAUAUUGGAAACCAGGUUGCAAAAUGCUGGAACUAUGGGACUUUGUCGAUAGGGGCAAAGCAAAAAACGAAGGCCAGGUACCGGUGUGCCCGACGCUAUUCCACGGCAACGCCCAUCCGUUCCAUCGCGUCUUCGAGAACCGCAGCUAUGUCGUUUUGCAGCUGAAUUACACCAAGUUCAUUGAGCUCAAACCAAAGACUAUUAUGUACAGUCAGUAAAUGAUUUGAAACGUGCCUACACACAAAAACAAAAAAAUUAUUUUCCCUAGUGCCGAAGGAAAAUACGUGAUAUAGACGUUCAGAGGGAGAGAUAUUUUUAAUAUUGCAGGAAUAAACGUUGCUCUUUUUUUUCUUCUUUAUACGUUGAUUUUACUUUAGAGUAGCUGUACAGUUGACGUUGAUUUUUUUCUUUAGCUUAUGUAAAACUAGGUGUAUUUGUUUUUGUUCUUUCGACCUAUCUUUUAGCUACUCUUGUUGCCAUACAUCCUAAAGACACCAAUUGUACAGACAACUUGUCUAUAUUAAGAAUUAUUUUAAUAAACAUUGGAUGUGUACCAAUCA
Molecule: messenger RNA, 2821 nt
Organism: Copidosoma floridanum
Lineage: Eukaryota; Metazoa; Arthropoda; Insecta; Hymenoptera; Encyrtidae
Product: protein C-mannosyl-transferase DPY19L1
Cellular component (GO): nuclear inner membrane
Molecular function (GO): mannosyltransferase activity
Source: RefSeq, a predicted model, not a curated record